AUGGCCAGCACCAAGACAACUCUUUUGCUUGCUGUUCUUUGUCUUCUCCUAAUAUCUGAGGUACAUAUGCAAUUAAUUUUAAGGUUUAUAGGAGCAAUCGUUGUUAUCAAAUUUUGUGGGGUGCUCAUGGUUGAAGCUGAAAGUAAAGAUUGCGAGACCAAGUGUGCAUUCAGGUGCAGCAAGUCAUGGAAGCCCAAGAUGUGCCAUAAAACAUGCAACACUUGCUGCCAAAGGUGCGAUGAUGGGUGCGUGCCUCCAGGACCUACUGCUAACAGGGAUGUGUGCCCUUGCUAUGCACAAAUGAAGACCCAUGGGAACAGAUACAAGAGGCCUUAA
Durio zibethinus is the source of this 336-nucleotide messenger RNA. The record is from RefSeq and is a predicted model, not a curated record. Lineage: Eukaryota; Viridiplantae; Streptophyta; Magnoliopsida; Malvales; Malvaceae.